Oryzias latipes (Japanese medaka) is the source of this 1375-nucleotide messenger RNA. The record is from RefSeq and is a predicted model, not a curated record. NCBI's taxonomy places the organism in Eukaryota, Metazoa, Chordata, Actinopteri, Beloniformes, Adrianichthyidae.
CAGUAAGAAGAUGACGCGCCUCAUCCUACCGGAAGUUCCGGUUUCACAGACAAGCGGGGAAACCAAACGCUGCGAAGCUUCAUGGCUGAAAAUGUCCCCAAGUCGAAGUUGAAACGUAGAAAGUUUCCAGUGGAGGAAAAGUUGACCUCGAAGAAGAGUCCGCGCGAGACAACCCCCCCGGGAGCAGCGGGGACGGUCGGCUCGGCGGAGUCCGGUUCCAGCGGAACCCGGAACGGGUAACUCCGAUUCUGUUAGGAAGAAGCUCAGAUUGGGACCGGACUUCUGCCGUGAUUUACCGUCAGACAGAAGUCCCGCUCCGACCGUCCUGGCAUCUGUUGAGCGUUUCCGGUGGUCUGAACAUUCAGAUUCUAAAUGAAAUGUUGUUUUCUAGUUUCUGCCAUUCUGAAAUUCAGCUUUAGAUAAUAUCAGGAGACAAUCUGCUACUAAUAUUCAUAACAGAUAAAAAUGACAAAGAAACAUGUGAACACAUUGGAGAGCAUGAAUUUACCUGCUAGCUUUCUGACUCAAACAUUAAUGAAUCAAAUACAUGCAGCAUGAUGAUGUGGAAUAUCGACACUUAAUCUGACAGAGUUGAACCUGUAGAGGAUGAACGGCGUCAUGAACGCUAACAUUGGUGGCUAACGUUUCUAUAGUUCUGCUUCAUCUUUGCUUCACUUCCAUCCCAGAUGGUUGGUGGGAUUGAAUUUCUGUCGCCCCCCCCUGCCGCGGCCCGCCGGAGCUGCCGUCCGCCGGCCCCCGCCGCAGAGAGCCCGUGGGCGCUGGCCCUGUCACACCUGGAGGGCCUGCAGGGGGGCUGGGUCCCUGACCUCCCCCCUCCGUCUGCAGCGAAGCCGUCCUCGGACCUGGACGGGUGGCGCUGGCGUGACCUCUGUGAGGAGGUCAACCCUUUCCCACAAUCCUCUUCACUGAUUCCAUCCAGCCUGAGCUUCGUCCAGCAGGAUCUUCACACCAAACCUGCUGCCGCCUCAUCUUCAGCCUUCACAAGGCGCAGCGCGAGUCCACAGACGGAGACCGCUCCACCCCUCCUGAGCAGCCAACGGGCCGCCCCCCCCAGGAGGACAGAGGGAGGACGGUCGGAGGGUUCUGCAGGAGAGGAACAGCAAAGGCAUGGAGGGAAGGAGGAGCUGCGGAGCUGCCCCAUGUGUCUGCAGGACUUCCCCUCAGGGUCCUCUCAGAUGGACCGUGACAGCCACCUGGCCCAGUGUCUGUCCGACAUGAACGUGGACGUCACCUGGUGAUCCUGCAGGACGGAGACGGCCCCGAAUAUUCCUCAAAGCUCCGCUUCACCAAGCAGACAAGCACAGACUCGCUCACAGAAAACCAGGAUCCUUUUUAAUAAUUACACAUAUUUACA